ACUCUGGGAACAGAGAAAAGAUUCUCCUCUUCGAAUGACAGAAACACAGCAAGAUGUGGCACUUCAGUUUCCUUCUCUUUUGGGGGUGUUGUGGUUUCUACAGCUGGGUAAUAUUCACGUUAUCUCCGUUGGAAUCAAUGGCACAGUCUGGGAAUGAGUGUACAGAUACCACCAUGUGUCCGGCGUAUGCAACCUGCACCAACACUUCAGACAGUUACUACUGCAGUUGCAAAAUAGGCUUUCUGUCCACCAACGGACAGAUGCAGUUCAAAGAUCCAACGGUGGAAUGCCUAGAUAUAGAUGAGUGUUCUCAAAGCCCCCCAGUAUGUGGUCCUCACUCAAUCUGCAAGAACCUGCCAGGGAGGUACAGGUGCAGCUGUUUGACUGGUUUCUCAUCUCCCACUGGAAACAACUGGAUCUUGGGAAAGAAAGGUCGUUUCAUCUGUACAGAUGUAAAUGAAUGUGCCAAUCCCAAAACGUGCCCAGAGCACGCGAUUUGCCGCAACAGUGUGGGGAGCUACUCUUGUGUCUGCAAGCCCGGAUUUGAAUCCAGCAGAGGAAAGAUGAGUGUCCAGGGCCCGGGACAGAUGUGUAGAGAUAUAGAUGAAUGUUCUCAAAGCCCCCCAGCCUGUGGGCCUCACUCCGUCUGCAGAAACCUGCCAGGGAGCUACAAGUGCAGCUGUUUGCCUGGUUUCUCGUCUCCCACCGGAGAUGACUGGAUCCCGGCAAAGGGAGGUGGUUUCGCGUGUGUAGACAUUAAUGAAUGCCUCCAGAGCGGGGUCUGCCCGGAGCAUUCCCAGUGUUCCAACUCCUUGGGAAGCUACAGCUGCAGCUGCCACGUUGGAUUCACCUCUACCAACUCCAUCUGUGAAGACGUGGACGAAUGUACUAAGCCCAGGACGUGCCCCGAGCACGCGACUUGCCGCAACAGUGUGGGGAGCUACUCUUGUGUCUGCAAGCCUGGAUUUGAAUCCAGCAGUGGCAAGAUGAGUGUCCAGGGCCCGGGAGAGAUGUGCAGAGAUAUAGAUGAAUGUUCUCAAAGCCCCCCAGCCUGUGGGCCUCACUCCGUCUGCAGAAACCUGCCAGGGAGCUACAAGUGCAGCUGUUUGCCUGGUUUCUCGUCUCCCACCGGAGAUGACUGGAUCCCGGCAAAGGGAGGUGGUUUCGCGUGUGUAGACAUUAAUGAAUGCCUCCAGAGCGGGGUCUGCCCGGAGCAUUCCCAGUGUUCCAACUCCUUGGGAAGCUACAGCUGCAGCUGCCACGUUGGAUUCACCUCUACCAACUCCAUCUGUGAAGAUGUGGACGAAUGUGCCAAUCCCAGAGCUUGCCCAGAGCACGCGUCUUGCCGCAACAGUGUGGGGAGCUACUCUUGUGUCUGCAAGCCCGGAUUUGAAUCCAGCACGGGCAAGAUGGGCAUCCAGGGCCCCGGAGAGACGUGUAGAGAUGUGGAUGAGUGUUCCAGCAACUCAACUCUUUGUGGUCCUAGUUCUGUCUGUACCAACCUCCCAGGAAAAUACAGUUGCUCCUGCCUGCCUGGGUUCUUUUCACCUGGUGUUUGGAGUCCUGAGAAACCUGAGGCUUUCAAAUGUACAGGGGUUCCCUUCAAAUGUAAAGAAGACGUGAUGCUCAACAAUGAGUGGGUCCAGCUAUGCCAAGAUGGAGCAGCAGUGAAGCCUAAAUACGUUUCCUUUUGUGCAGUAAUGAAUGCCACCUUCAGCGUUCUGGAUGAUGCCUGUAAAAAAACCACCGCUGUUUCUCUGAAGAAUACGGCUGAGAGAUUUGCCUCUGUGAUUGAAAAAACAUUCACACGGUCCAGUUUCACCAAAGAGGAGAUAUCCACCCUGGCCACAGUCUUACUGAAGAGCGUGGAAAGCACCACAUUGGCCUCUUUUCUGAAACCCUCAGCGAAUGUCAGUCAGACCAUUCAGACGGAAUACUUAGAUAUUGAAAGCAAAGUUAUCAACAAAGGAUGCACUGAAGAGAAUGAGACCUUUAACUUGAAAGCGAAAGGGGAUAAGAUGAAGAUUUGGUGUUCCACCAUCAAGGAAUCCGUAUCCACAGGAAUCAGUGGGGUGGCUUUUGUCUCCUUUGAGCAUAUGGAGUCGGUUUUAGAUGAAAGAUUUUUUCAAGACCCUCAGACCCCCUGGGCCAACUCCAAGAGAAAGCUGAAGAUGAAUUCUCGCAUUGUUUCGGGCAUCAUAACAGGGGAGAAGAAAGAGGGAUUCUCUAAACCAGUCAUCUACACUCUGGAGAACAUUCAGCCAAAGCAGAAUUUUGAGAGUCCCAUCUGCGUUUCCUGGAACACAGAUGGGAAGGGAGGUAGAUGGACUCCGUCUGGCUGUGUGACCCUUGAAGCUUCCGAGACACAUACUGUCUGCAGCUGUAAUCAAAUGGUGAACCUGGCCGUCAUCAUGGCUUCUGGGGAGCUCACGAUGGAGUUCGCCUUAUUUGUCAUUAGCCACGUGGGCACUAUCUUCUCCCUGGUGUGUCUUGCCGUGGCCAUCAUCACCUUCCUGCUGUGUCGAACCAUCUGCAACCACAACACCUACAUCCACCUGCACCUCUGCGUGUGCCUCUUCCUGGCCAACUUGCUCUUCCUCACCGGUGCAGACAAGACCCACCACCAGAUUGGCUGUGCCAUCAUUGCUGGCUUUCUACACUACCUUUUCCUUGCUUGCUUCUUCUGGAUGUUGGUGGAGGCUGUGAUGCUCUUCCUGAUGGUCAGAAACCUGAAAGUGGUGAAUUACUUCAGCUCUCACAACAUCAAGAUGCUGCACCUCUGUGCCUUUGGCUAUGGACUCCCAGGGCUGGUGGUGUUUGUCGCCGCCAAUAUCCAUCCACAAGGUUAUGGGAUGUAUAAUCGCUGCUGGCUGAAUACAGAGAAAGGGUUCAUCUGGAGUUUCCUGGGGCCAGUGUGCACAAUUAUAGUGGUCAAUUCCAUCCUCCUGACUUGGACGUUGGGGAUCCUGAGGCAGAAGCUUUCCAGCCUCAAUGACGAAGUCUCGACGCUCAAAGAUACCAGGUUGCUGACAUUCAAAGCCUUUGCCCAGAUCUUCAUCUUGGGGUGCUCCUGGGUGUUGGGCAUUUUCCAGAUUGGACCCAUAGCCGGUAUCAUGGCCUACCUGUUCACUGUCAUCAACAGCCUGCAGGGAGCUUUCAUCUUCCUCAUUCACUGUCUGCUCAACCGCCAGGUACGGGAAGCGUACAGCAGAUGCAUCACUGGGAAGACCAAACCUGGCUCCCAGACCUCCGGGAUCUCACUGUCAUCCGUUCCCUCUGCUUCCAAAACGGGUUAAAGUCCUCUCUUGCUUCCUAAUACACUAUGGAACAGCAUUUUGGGAAAGCAAAUGCCUGCAGAAGUCUAUUCUGAAAUCUUCUCUUCUUGGCUUAAUGCGGAAAUGCAGGAUCCUGUUGGCCCCAGAACUCUGAGCAAUUUGGAGCAUGGAUGGUUGGGGCAGACGUCCCAUGGCUUCAUGCCCUGGCGAGAAACAAGAAUCUCUGCUCCUGGUUACCAUCUUACCUUCUAUGCUCUGCAACUCUUUGACUUUCCAGAGUUUCGAAGACAUCAAAACAGCACAACAGCAGGACCAAGAUCUUCUGGCUACCAUUUUGUUUUCCCCUGCAUUCAUUGAUGCACGACCUUGAGUGUGCCACCCCAGCACCUGUCGCAUGCUUGACACACAGAGUAGCCCUCAAUAAAUGAUGUGUCUUCUGA
Molecule: messenger RNA, 3715 nt
Organism: Phacochoerus africanus (Common warthog)
Lineage: Eukaryota; Metazoa; Chordata; Mammalia; Artiodactyla; Suidae
Gene: ADGRE1
Product: adhesion G protein-coupled receptor E1
Exons: 25
Coding region: 54-3296 (1080 amino acids)
Biological process (GO): cell surface receptor signaling pathway; adenylate cyclase-activating G protein-coupled receptor signaling pathway
Cellular component (GO): membrane
Molecular function (GO): G protein-coupled receptor activity; calcium ion binding
Source: RefSeq, a predicted model, not a curated record